AUGUUCGCGCUGCGAGGCUUGCGCGCGGCAAUCAAGAGCAAGAAACUCUGCAGGGAUCGUGCGGCAGCAUGUCUGUUGGAUGCACUGGCGGCUCAAGAGCCCACGAGCGAGAUCCUCAUCGAGGCAAGCCUGUGCGUGAAUGAUCUGAGCAAAGCGUCCGCAGACGUCAGCACAGACAAAUGGGAAGCCAUUGCGCAGCAGUUUGUGCCCAACUUCGUGCUAAUGUCCACCAGGAAUUUGACUUUGUUAGUGAAUGCAUUGUCACACGCCCGCGUGAAGAAGGAACUCUGGGUUCCGGCUGCAGUUGCAGCUCUCAAGACCACGCCAAAGCAGGGCUACUCUUCCCAGGAUCUGUGUGUGCUUCUGAGUUCAAUGGUCCGAGUGUCCUGUGAUGAAGAAGUAUUCAUCAAGAGGUUACUCUCACAAGACUGCCCACCUCGUGUUCCAGACCUGGAGCCCCGUGGAAUCGCUGCUUUUGCCCAUGCAGUGACGAAAUUGGGACACGAAGCCAGGGCAAUGGACCAUGCCGAAGCUCUGGUGCGAGCGUUGCUCCGGAAGCUGGUGAGAUUCGUGGAAGAUGGCGCCUUGCUUCCACUGGAGAUUGCCCUUGCCAUCGAUGCACUCUCACGGUACGGUGAUGGUGCUGAACCUCUUGUCCCAGGUAGGCCACAGCUGCCAAAGUGGGCCGAUCAGGCGACCUCGCAUCUGGAAGUUGGUCUCUUUCCAUCCGUUUCCAAGCUGAAGCCGCUUGAGGUGGUGAUGGUGAUCUCCGCGCUGUCCAGGCGUGGCUAUGUUGGCGAGGACCUGGCAGCAGAGCUCUCGCGUGCAAUCGCUGUACAUUUUGCAAAGUGGCCACCCGAAGAGUUGUGCAUUGUGGUGCAUUCCGCUGCAAGGCUUGAUUUGCCUGGUGUGGCCGAUGGCAGCACAGCACCGAUUUGGUCAAUCCUUCAGCACGUGGAAAAGGGCCCCAUGCAGGGCCAACUACUGAAAGACUGCUCUUGGGACCACCUUGUGCUCUUGCUGCAUGGACUUGCGAAACUGUUGGUGCAGCCACCCGCGUGGCUCUGGGAGUUCGUGGUGGGGAGAGUUUCGGACACCACUGACACACUGUCUCGUGCAAGCGCCAUUCGCCUGUUUUUAGCGGCUGCAAAAGCGGACUUCCGGCAUGCUUCCAUUCGCAGUGUGGUGAAGCGCAAGAUCUUUGCAGGAGACUUUGCGGUCUUGUCAGAAGAUGCUUUUGCCGCAGUUAUCUACGGUCUGUUGCAUCCGUUCUACAGUCGGAGAAAGAUGCUGCUGGAGCUGCUACUGCAUGCCGCCACGUCGCGGCAAGUGGACACACAGAGCCUGGCGCUGCAGACCAGAUUGGGCCUCUUGCACUUCUUCUUCAGCACCAAAGGAGUUUUCGUGCCUUCAUUGGCUCAGAUCUACAUGUUGCUGCAGCUUGAGGAGAAAACUAGUGAGAAGCUGGAGUGGUCUCGCGAGUUGCGCUCUCGCCCUUCAGCUCUACAGUCGGACGUCCACUUCCACGUCAAUGCCAUCCUGUCCAGCUGUGGUCCGAGAAUCUGCACAGAGGUGCUGCUCUGGCCAUUCUGCAUUGACCUUCUGUGGCAGCGAGUCGUAAAAAGUUCGUGGAUCUGCCGGUCACGGUGCGGCUUUCGUUGCCUAGAUCCCGAAUCGGUCCGCCUUGUAGUGUUUUCCAUCUCGAGACUAGUCACAGACGUUCUGCGAAAUCCUUCUGCAACUCGGAGCGUGUACAUAAGCUUCUCAUGGCGUUUCUACUUUCCGUCCUCUGCAGCCUUGGCGUGGUCCGGAUGGCGGCAGCAGCCCGGACAGAGGCUGCCCAGCUCCUGGGAGCGAACUUCGAGCUCGAGCCUGGGAAAAUCGACUGCGUGGUUCGGAAAGGACAGUGCGAAGCGGGCGAGAUUCAGCAGCAUCGCAAGAAAGGAAAAGUGA
Molecule: messenger RNA, 1953 nt
Organism: Symbiodinium sp. CCMP2592
Lineage: Eukaryota; Dinophyceae; Suessiales; Symbiodiniaceae
Source: the annotation of a GenBank genome assembly